Messenger RNA from Cicer arietinum (chickpea), 1021 nucleotides. RefSeq names its product universal stress protein PHOS32-like. Lineage: Eukaryota; Viridiplantae; Streptophyta; Magnoliopsida; Fabales; Fabaceae. The record is from RefSeq and is a predicted model, not a curated record.
AUAGUAAUUUUUUAGGAAGAAAAAAGUAUUUAUAUAUUGAGAACUCGAAGACAAAGAAACAGUAGUCAGAAAUUGAUUGGCCGUGAACCAUUGUAACCCCCCAUUAAAGAAAAAAGAAAAACUUUGAGAAGCUCGUAGGUGAAUUGAAUUGUGAAUAGAUCAGUUAUCAUAAUUGAAUUGAGAAAUUGGGUUGUUUGAUCAAAUAAAGAAAACAUGGCAAGUGAUAGGAAAGUUGGCGUAGCUUUGGAUUUUUCCAAGGGAAGCAAGAUCGCUCUCAAAUGGGCUAUUGAGAAUCUUCUCCGCAACGCUGACACUCUCUACAUCAUCCACAUCAAUCCUUCCCAAAGCACCGAAUCCCGUAAUCUUCUAUGGUUAACUACUGGUUCUCCUUUGAUACCGUUGUCGGAGUUUCGUGAGAAGGAGGUGAUGCACCACUAUGAGGUUGACCCUGAUGCUGAGGUUUUGGACCUGCUUGACACUGCUUCUAGACAGAAAGAGUUGACGGUGGUGGCGAAGAUAUAUUGGGGAGAUCCAAGAGAGAAAAUUUGUGAUGCUGUUGGUGAUUUGAAGCUUGAUGCUUUGGUCAUGGGUAGUAGAGGUUUGGGUGCUAUACAGAGGGUAUUGUUGGGGAGUGUGUCUAGUUAUGUGACUUCAAAUGCAAGUUGCCCUGUAACAAUUGUGAAAGAAUCUGCCCUUUCUACCGUCUGAUUGAUAUGCUGUUGUGUUUGGUUGAUCUUUGCAAACGGAUGUUCUCUCUGUUGUUACAUGUGCUUAGUUAUAUGGUCUACUAAAAAGUUUUCUUUUCUUAAGACUCUAUUUUUGGUUUAUAAGUGCUUAUGCUAUAGCCAAAAUAAAAGUGUGCUUAUAAUUCAGCUUUGUGCUGGAUCUGUUGAAUACUUGCCCUCGGACAUGAUGGAGUGGCUUGAAUUGAAAUGUUUUAUAUGUUUGAUUGUUAAUGUCUUCAUGUCAUGUAUAAUCAUCAACCAGUUCCUUUUGAGAUAUUAUGGUUUGUUUGAGUUCA